AUGUCGAUACUCAAUUACUGGACCGUUGCAGCAUUGGUACUGGGCCUCGCCGCCUUUGCACCGGGCAUCAUGGGUAUGCUUGGGCUGGGAGGAAAUAAGUUCUUGGUGAAAGGGAAGACAGUCCUCUUGACCGGCGCCUCAGAAGGAAUGGGAAAGAGUGUUGCAAUUCAAUUGGCAAAAAAGGGAGCAAAUGUGAUAAUUGUUGCGAGAAACGUCGGAAAAUUGGAGAAAGCUAUGGUGGAAAUCAAGGCUGCAGCUCUCUCCCCAUCAACGCAAUCUUUCCACUUCAUUUCCGCAGACGUCUCUAUUCCCACCGAAGCCGCACGCAUACUCGAAGAAGCCACUAAAUUCAAUUCUUCUAACCCUCUAGACAUUGUCUGGUGUAUCGCUGGCACUUCUACCCCCGGCUUCUUCCUCGAUACGACUCCCCAGAAACUUCGCACACAAAUGGACAUAAAUUAUUGGUCUUGUGCAGAUAUGGCUCAUUGCGUUUUGAAAUCCUGGCUCUCCACCUCCAAUGCCGAAAAGAAAGACCGACAUUUAAUCUUCACCAGUAGCGUUUUAGCUUUCUAUUCCGUCGUGGGUUAUACACCAUAUUCACCGACCAAAGCUGCGAUCAAAAGUUUGAGCGAUACUUUAUAUCAAGAAGUCCUACUAUAUCCCAAUCCUCCACAAAUUCACACAAUUUUUCCAGGUACAAUAGCUAGCCCAGGAUUGGAGAUCGAGAAUCAAGGCAAACCAGAAAUCACGCAUUUAUUGGAGGAAACGGAUCCGAUACAAACACCAGAUGAAGUCGCGAAAAAUGCGAUUAGGGGCUUGGAAAGAGGAGAAUAUCUGAUUACGGUGGGUUGGCUAGGAAGUAUGAUGAGAGCUUGCGCAUGGGGAGGUAGUAGGAGAGGAAAUUGGGUGUCGGAUACGUUGGUUACAUGGGUGACGAGUUUGGUUUGGGGGUUUGUCGGGAGGGAUUUGGAUGGAAAAGUUAGGAGGUGGGGGGAGGCAAAAGGGUUUAAAAGAAACUGAAAUGUUAUGUUGAGGCGGGGUUGCGCAAGAACCGGCCAUUCGAUAGGUCAUGCCAAUAUCCCGGAAGAAAGUACAACUUUCAAUAGAGGAGCUGCUGUAUAUAGCGCAUCUAUUCUUGAAGGUACUCAAUCGUAUCUGCGGAGCAUAGUAGAUGCACAAAAGUGUACUUCACCGUAGCUUACCGACGUAUAUAACACUAGCUACAUUAAUACCAAAAUCUCAGGAGUCUGCGAUGGUGCUGCUAUCUGCUAAAUCCACCACGGCACUGAAGGUUGGUACUGUGUGUUUUAUGCC
This is a messenger RNA of Botrytis sinoallii, 1314 nucleotides long. RefSeq lists its product as uncharacterized. Lineage: Eukaryota; Fungi; Ascomycota; Leotiomycetes; Helotiales; Sclerotiniaceae. Gene Ontology annotation, cellular component: endoplasmic reticulum membrane. The coding region runs from base 1 to 1020 and encodes 339 amino acids. The record is from RefSeq and is a predicted model, not a curated record. Gene Ontology annotation, biological process: sphingolipid biosynthetic process. The transcript has 3 exons. Gene Ontology annotation, molecular function: 3-dehydrosphinganine reductase activity.